CUCACUCUCUCCCCAUCCUCUGGCUCUCUUAUUCCCAAGGAUCCGAGAGUUUGUUGGGUAUUUCUUAGGGUAGACUGUAGAGGCUUGGUUGUGUUGCUCCUCCACCGCCUCUUUCACUCUCUCUCUCUCUCCGUGUUCUCUCCCUGAUAAAUAAAAUGUUGGUAGACAGAGAGGUAUAGUCUAAAUCUAUUUUCUAUUUCUGGAGGGGAAAAAAGAAGAGAAACUAUCGAUUCCUAGAGAAUUCCAACUUUCGAGACGACGACAACCACCACCACCACCGCCACCGCCACCGCCACCGCCGCCGCCGCUACCGUCGCCUUCCUUACUGUAAUCCCCCUUCCCCUUAACGGGAGGAGGAGGGAUGGGCAGAAUGCAGCCCCACGCCCUUAUCCUGUUGCUGUCUCCCAUCCUACUUCCCUGCUGCGGAGCGACGCACAGACUUGCAGGUGCAGAUGACCAUUCCAAAACCGAAAUCAAGCUGGAGGGGAGAGGGGCAGGAGGCUUGGAUCCAUUCUGUAAGGAGGCCAAUGGUCUCUUCCCUCACGAGUGGAACUGCGGCCAAUUCAUCACGUGUGCUAAUGGUCGCGGGUGUCUUCAGAACUGUCCCCAAAGAACACUAUUCAACAGAGAUCUGAAAAUUUGCGUCUGGGCAGAUCAGGUGCAAUGCACGCCAAAGAAGGGGACCAUUCCUGCCUCCUGGCCGCCCCUUGAAGAGUGUGCGGGGUUAGGCUCGCAGGUACAGCCCACGCACAGCCCCCAACAAUGGCCACCGAAAAGUCCCACGCACAGCCCACACACCGCAAAGCCACCUGGCAGGCCCCCGACACGCCCUCCUUUCCCCAUCACUCUGCCCCCGCCAACAACCCCCGCCCCCAUCUCCCCAAUCACGCCCUACCCAUGUAGCUGUCCCAUCAUCAUUCCCCAUCCAUACCCACACCCACACCCACACCCUCACCCACACCCAUAUCCAGGACAGCCAGGACAACCUGGAAAGCCAGGCCAACCAGGCCAAUCAGGACAGCCAGGACAACCAGGACAGCCGGGACAACCAGGACAGCCAGGACAGCCGGGACAACCAGGAAAGCCGGGACAACCAGGACAGCCGGGACAACCAGGACAGCCAGGAAAACCAGGCCAACCAGGAGACCCAGAACAACCAGGAGAGCCAGGACAACCAGGCCCGCCAGGUCAGCCAGGACAGCCAGGGCAACCAGGACAGCCGGGACAACCAGGACAGCCGGGACAACCAGGACAACCAGGCCAGCCAGGACAACCAGGAUACCCAGGCCAGCCGGGACAACCAGGACAACCAGGACAACCAGGCCAGCCAGGACAACCAGGACAGCCAGGACAACCAGGAUACCCAGGCCAGCCGGGACAACCAGGACAACCAGGCCAGCCAGGACAACCAGGACAACCAGAAAAACCCAUAGUAUUCCCAUAUCCUUACCCACAUCCCCAUCCUCACCCACAACCAGGACAACCAGGGCAGCCAGGACAACCAGGACAGUCUGAACAACCAGGACAACCAGGCCAGCCAGGACAACCAGGACAGUCAGGCCAGCCAGGCCAGCCAGGACAACCAGGGCAACCGGGACAGCCAGGACAACCAGGACAACCGGGACAGCCAGGACAACCAGGGCAGCCAGGAUACCCAGGACAGUCUGAACAACCAGAACAACCAGGACAACCAGGCCAGCCAGGACAACCAGGACAGCCAGGCCAGCCAGGACAACCAGGACAACCAGGCCAGCCAGGACAACCAGGCCAGCCAGGACAACCAGGACAGCCGGGACAGCCAGGACAGCCAGGACAACCAGGCCAGCCAGGACAACCAGGCCAGCCUGAACAACCAGGCCAGCCAGGACAACCAGGACAACCGGGACAGCCAGGACAGCCAGGACAACCAGGCCAGCCUGAGCAACCAGGACAACCAGGCCAGCCAGGACAACCAGGACAACCGGGACAACCAGGACAACCGGGACAGCCAGGACAGCCAGGCCAGCCAGGACAACCAGGACAACCAGGCCAGCCAGGACAACCAGGGCAGCCAGGACAACCAGGGCAGCCAGGACAACCAGGACAGCCAGGACAACCAGGGCAACCAGGACAACCAGAAAAACCCAUAGUAUUCCCACAUCCUUACCCUCAACCAGGACAACCAGGACAGCCAGGACAGCCGGGACAACCAGGACAACCAGGAGAGCCGGGACAACCAGGACAACCAGGAGAGCCGGGACAACCAGGACAACCAGGGCAACCAGGACAACCAGAAAAACCCAUAGUAUUCCCACAUCCUUACCCACAUCCCCAUCCUUACCCUCAACCAGGACAACCAGGCCAGCCAGGCCAGCCAGGACAACCUGGACAGCCAAGCCAGCCAGGACAACCAGGCCAGCCAGGACAACCAGGACAACCAGGCCAGCCAGGACAACCGGGACAGCCAAGCCAGCCAGGACAACCAGGACAACCAGGUCAGCCAGGAAAGCCAGGACAGCCAGGACAACCAGGACAGCCAGGACAACCAGGCCAGCCAGGACAACCAGGACAACCAGGUCAGCCAGGAAAGCCAGGACAGCCAGGACAACCAGGACAGCCAGGCCAGCCAGGACAACCUAUAGUAUUACCAUACCCUUAUCCACAUCCCCAUCCUUACCCACAACCAGGACAACCAGGAAAACCAGGAAAGCCAGGACUGCCAGGCCAGCCAGGACAGCCAGGCAAGCCAGGACAACCAGGACAGCCAGGAAAACCCAUAGUAUUCCCAUAUCCUCACCCACAUCCUCAUCCUUACCCACAACCAGGCCAGCCAGGACAACCAGCCCAGCCAGGCCAGCCAGGACAACCAGGACAACCAGCCCAACCAGGCCAGCCAGGACAACCAGGCCAGCCAGGACAACCAGGGCAGCCAGGACAACCAGGAAAACCCAUAGCAUUCCCAUAUCCUUACCCACAUCCCCAUCCUUACCCACAACCAGGACAACCAGGACAACCAGGUCAGCCAGGACAGCCAGGACAACCAGGACAACCAGGUCAGCCAGGACAACCAGGACAACCAGGCCAGCCAGGACAACCAGGCCAGCCAGGACAACCAGGUCAGCCAGGACAGCCAGGGCAACCAGGAAAACCUAUAGUAUUCCCCUAUCCUUACCCACAUCCCCAUCCUUACCCACAACCAGGCCAGCCAGGACAACCAGGACAGCCAGGACAGCCAGGACAACCAGGACAACCAGGCCAGCCAGGACAACCAGGACAACCAGGCCAGCCAGGACAACCAGGACAGCCAGGACAACCAGGACAACCAGGCCAGCCAGGACAACCAGGACAACCAGGAAAACCUAUAGUAUUCCCCUAUCCUUACCCACAUCCCCAUCCUUACCCACAACCAGGCCAGCCAGGACAACCAGGACAACCAGGACAGCCAGGACAACCAGGACAACCAGGCCAGCCAGGACAACCAGGACAACCAGGCCAGCCAGGACAACCAGGACAACCAGGACAGCCAGGACAACCAGGACAACCAGGCCAGCCAGGACAACCAGGACAACCAGGCCAGCCAGGACAACCAGGACAGCCAGGGCAACCAGGAAAACCUAUAGUAUUCCCCUAUCCUUACCCACAACCAGGACAGCCAGGACAACCAGGCCAACCAGGACAACCAGGGCAACCAGGACAACCCGGCCAGCCAGGACAACCAGGACAACCAGGCCAGCCAGGAAAGCCAGGACAACCAGGACAAGUAGUCAUUUUACCUUACCCACAUCCACACCCACAACCAGGACAACCACAACCCCAUCCACACCCCAUGCCCUUCCCACAGCCAGGGGAAUCCAUCACACCACACCCACCACGGCCACACAUUCCUACCCCGACUCCCUCGCCACACCAGCCAGGACACCCCGCUCCCCCACCGUCCAUCAUCACACCCCCUCACUCACCCACCUCUCCCUCACACCAGCCGCAACAGCCCCACCCUUCAGACCGCCCCACCCACCCCACCCGUCCACCCAUAGACACUCUGCCAGGGAGCGAGAGCGAGGACGAGAGUAAGGAGUGCUGUCGCUGCGAGGAUGACGAGGACAACAAAAACGAUGAGAGAAAUAAGGAUAAACCCAACAAGAACACUAGUAAUGAGGACAAGUCAAAUGGUAGUGGUGAUGAUGAUGAUAAGUACAGAGCUCCAUGGCAGAGUGUUGUGCCUUAUCACAACUUACAGGAAUAUCACGCCUUCCCCUUCCACCACCCUGUCGCCAGCCUUCCCAACACUGUCUCGAAAAAUUAUAUCCAGGGUGGCCACUCACCGGUGGUUUUAGUAGUGGACGGAGGAAGAACACGAGGAACACAGAUAGACUGGCUCAAGAAACUUCUUCGGGAAGGCAAAUAAGUCCAUUGACUCACGGCAUCACCGUCCAGAGUUCCGGCGCCUGACUUUCAACAAACUGCAGUGAAAGUUAUUGCCGUUUUCAUGAGUGCUUUCUUGAUUUCAGCAAUAGCUUCAUAGGCUCUUCUGGAAGUUACAGGGGUUUUCAGGGGUGUUUUCUUGAUUCCGUGACACUAGAUUAGCAAGCUCUACUGAAAGUUAUUAGGGUUUCCAAGGAUGUAUUCAUGAUGUUAAUGAUGAUCA
Messenger RNA from Portunus trituberculatus (swimming crab), 4624 nucleotides. RefSeq names its product collagen alpha-5(IV) chain-like. The record is from RefSeq and is a predicted model, not a curated record. Lineage: Eukaryota; Metazoa; Arthropoda; Malacostraca; Decapoda; Portunidae. The transcript has 6 exons. Gene Ontology annotation, cellular component: extracellular region. Gene Ontology annotation, molecular function: chitin binding. The coding region runs from base 362 to 4384 and encodes 1340 amino acids.